Messenger RNA from Saccostrea cuccullata (small rock oyster), 1982 nucleotides. Its product is annotated as amidase-like. Gene Ontology annotation, molecular function: catalytic activity. The transcript is spliced from 11 exons. Lineage: Eukaryota; Metazoa; Mollusca; Bivalvia; Ostreida; Ostreidae. The coding region runs from base 98 to 1633 and encodes 511 amino acids. The record is from RefSeq and is a predicted model, not a curated record.
UUUACCCUGAGCUAGCAAGUUUGAUAUGACCUAGAAUCGCCGACCAUCACUGUCGGCGUUGUUUACAUACCGUUAAAGUGCGUCCAAGCGAUGAAAAAUGUCGGGCAAGGAAGAGAAAGAAUUUCAAAAGAGUCCUGCGAUAGUUCGGAUAACUGAAGAUGAAAUCAAAACAAUUUCUGAUGAUCUCAGACUGAAGCUCACAACAGAGGAAACCAGCGCCUUAUAUGAUUUCUGUGGAGAUGUUUGCAAGGAUUAUCAGAGGAUUUAUGAACUUGUCUCCCCGACCCCAACCGUCAAAUACCCAAGGACGCCUGGGUACAGGGAAACCAAAGACGAUUCAUGGUAUUACCGCUGCGACAUCAAAGGGGCCGAAAAGGGACUUUUAGCGGGAAAAACUGUAGCAAUCAAAGACAAUGUGUGCGUGGCGGGAGUUCCCAUGAUGAACGGAAGUAAAAUACUGGAGGGGUUCGUGCCCGACAGAGAUGCCACGAUUGUGACACGGAUAUUGGAUGCAGGUGGUAGAAUUCUGGGUAAAGCCGUUUGUGAAGACCUGUGUUUCUCUGGAAACAGUGUUACAUCAGUAACUGGACCAGUCAAAAACCCGUUCGAUCCAACGAGGUGCGCGGGCGGAUCAAGUUCUGGGUCUGCUUCCUUGGUUGCAAGAAAGGAAGUCGACGUGGCGAUCGGAGGGGACCAAGGCGGAUCUAUUCGUAUUCCAGCAGGGUGGUGUGGAAUUAUAGGCCUCAAACCCACCUAUGGGCUAGUACCAUACACCGGGAUAAUGCCCAUAGAAAUCACCAUAGACCACACGGGACCAAUGGCCAGGACAGUGGAAGACUGUGCUGCACUAUUAGAGGUGAUUGUUGGUUAUGAUGAUGGUAAUGAUCCGCGCCAGUUUCCUGCAAUGCCGACACCUCCCUAUUCUAAACUGUUUGGCGAUGGAAUAAAAGGGAAGAAGAUAGCCAUUUUGAAAGAGGGUUUUGAUGAGGUAGAGGAAGAUGUGGCGAAGAUUGUAAAGGAAGCAGCUUAUAGACUGAAGGAGGCGGGAGCUGACGUCACAGAAGUUUCCCUCCCAAUUCACAAUGAUGGUAAAGCAAUCUGGACACCAAUUGCUUUUGAGGGGACAUAUAACACAAUGGUGAAAGGAAACGGUCACGGAUACAGUUGGAAAGGGGCCUAUGACCUCUCACUACAGGAAGCCCUGGCCGGGGCUUAUAAUCUCCGCCCAUUUGACUGCCCCCUACCGGUCAAAGCAGUCAUGCUGUUUUCCGAGUAUAUGCAGAGAAAUUAUCAGAACAAAUUUUAUGCCAAGGCACAGAAUUUGGUCCAACUUUUGACAAGGGAAUACAACAGAGUUCUUAAGGAUUAUGACGUCAUGAUAAUGCCCACACUUCCGGGGAAGCCGUUUAAACUCCCUACGACAAGUAACUCAGUUCAAGAAACGUUGAAAUUAUUGUUAGGAAUGGUGAGAAACACAGCCCCAUUUAACUCAACUGGACACCCUGCCCUUACUAUUAACGCUGGAUUUAGUGAAGGGUUGCCCUGUGCAAUGUCGAUUGUGGGGAAAAUGUUCGAUGAAGUAACGAUUUUACAGGUCGCCAGAGCGUACGAGAAAAUUCGGGACGGGUCGUGACUUUGAAUUUUGAAAGAUGCACAGAUUUACAUUAUAGAUAUUCAAUAUUUGUCAUACAUUGUAGCCUUGCCUUUGGAACCUUCUACAUUAAAUGUAUUUGUUAUUUGUUUUGUACGUAGUUUUUAAACUUUUUUUAAGACUUAGUCUGCGUAUUUUAUUGCUUUUUAGGCUAUACACCGUGAUAUUUAUAAACAGACUGAACAAAAUGUAUAUGAGAUGUUACAAUGCAUAAUGUUCAAAAUCAAGAAAAUGUUUUUAAGACAUGUAAGAUAUGAUUAAAACUUUAAUAUGUUAUAUAUUACAUUAAACAUGCUAAAUGAUUAUUUAAAGAGUUAAAAUAUUCUAUGAU